AUGGAGAUCAAAGACCAAAGGUUGCUUAAGUGGCCGGAGAGGAUGAAGGCCCCGUCAACUAAGCGAAGUAAAGGCCGAUAUUGCCUUUUCCACCGGGAUCACGGCCAUGCAACUCAGGAUUGUUUUGAUCUCAACGAAGAGGUGGAAGGGCUAAUCCGAAGGGGCUACCUCGAAGAGUAUGUAGAAGAACCUAAAGCAACACAAAACGGCGAAAGCGACAAGUCUCCUGCUCGAGAGAUUCGAACUAUAAUGGGAGGCCCUAUAGAAAGAGAAUCUGGAAGGAAAAGAAAAGCAGAUGUGCAAGAAGCUAGGGCGAAUCGCGAACAAAAUGAGGUCUACCAUGCGUAUACUACGAACCGGCCGGUGACGAUCCAGUUUUCAGAGGACGAGGCGACUCACCUCCUCCACCCUCAUAACGAUGCACUGGAUAUCACUUUGAAAAUAGCAAAUGUGAAAGUACAUCGAAUUUUGGUGGAUGGGGGCAACUUGGCAGAUAUCAUCUCUUGGACAGCCUAUAACGUUAUGGAUCUAGGAGAAAAGGUGCUUAAGAGCAGCUCAGCACCACUGGCAGGAUUCGGGUCAUUCCCGAAGGGAGGAUAG
Messenger RNA from Momordica charantia (bitter melon), 600 nucleotides. RefSeq lists its product as uncharacterized. The record is from RefSeq and is a predicted model, not a curated record. Lineage: Eukaryota; Viridiplantae; Streptophyta; Magnoliopsida; Cucurbitales; Cucurbitaceae.